Messenger RNA from Phoenix dactylifera (date palm), 2501 nucleotides. RefSeq names its product AP-5 complex subunit zeta-1. NCBI's taxonomy places the organism in Eukaryota, Viridiplantae, Streptophyta, Magnoliopsida, Arecales, Arecaceae. The record is from RefSeq and is a predicted model, not a curated record.
CCGAACCGAACAGAAGUUGCGAGCCGAAAAAACCGAAAAUCCGAGCCGAUAGAGAGCAGGACGCGUAGUCGCGCCUCGGCGCUUGCAACGGGAUCUCCCCCACUUCCAGAUUGAUAGAUAGAUAGAUAGAGAGAGAGAGAGAGAGAGAGAGAGAGAGAGACGCCAUGGCGACGACCGGCAAUAAGGAAGGAGACUGGGACUUCCACCUGAGAUCACUCUCGGCCAACGCCAGGGAUUCCUCCUCCGCCAGCGAUCCCGCCUCAGAUCCUUAUCUCCUCCAAUCGGUUAGAAAGAUAUACGAUAUUUGCAAGGAGGGAGGAUCGGAGGAGUUGGUGGCUCGGGCAUAUCCGCAGAUCAACAAGCUUUUCCACCGAUGCAUCACCGCCUUGCCGCAGUCCCAGACCUCCAAUGGCCUUCUACUGCUUACUAUCCUUCAAUUUUUUCUUGAUUUUGGAGAAGUGGUUCUACAUGAUGCUGAUCCUAGUUUAAGGACCUUUUUCCGUUCAUGCUUAAGUAGGGAGUUUUCAGACCCUGUUGUUGCGGAAGCGACCCUUGACUUUCUUAACUUGAACAUGAAAAAACUUCUCAUUUCAUUUCCCACUUUACUCCCACAGUUCUUCCCAUUGCUGCUAAAGUUAAUUGCUUGGAACGGAGAGAGAUUUGAGAAAUCUUUUUUGAUGAUUCUUCCAGCGAUGAUGUCAACUGGGUCAUUUCUUCCCCUUUUUCUAUCACUCUUGGAUCUGCCAAUACUGAUAGUGGCAUUGGAAAAGGUAGAAAGAAGCUCAGGAACUCUCAUUGGCAGUAGCAUAGCUUCUAUCCAGAAGAGUACGGCUCCUGAGAUGCUACUUGCACUCAUGGAUGAAGCUUAUACUGGAUCAGCCAUAGAAGAUCGGGGGGGUGAUUCUGGUUCCGAUGAUAAUAAUACAAUAGAUGUUGCUGACCCAGUGUUUCUUGACCUUCUAAAAGACGAGAAUGAUGGGCUUGCUAUGCGCCAUUGGACCUCUCCUUCGAUGGUUUCAUUAUUGCAAGCUACUACCAACGCCCCUCAGUCUGAUAGGCUGAGACAAGCACUUUAUAUGACACCUCGGUUUCUUGCUCUAUAUUUUACAACAGCAUUGAGAGAUGUCAAUGAUUCAAUGUUAUGUGCAUUACUUCCACUUCUUAUGUCGAGAUUUGAUACAAUGUUCCCGGACAAGGUUUUCUCUUUUGAGGUUCGAAAGAGGUUUUCAGAUUUCAUGCUAGCUGCAUUUCAACGAUCACCUGAUUUUAUUGCACUGCUGAAGAAACCUAUCACAGACAGACUUGGGGAAGCAUAUGACAGUCCUGCCAAGACAGAGUUGGCAUUGCAUUUGUGUUGGGCCAUUGGGGAGCAUGGAGCUGGUGGCAUCUCUCACAAGGAUGUGGCUCGUGAGCUAUUUGAGAGCUUAGAAUUGCUUUUAUAUGAGAAUCUUUCAUCUAGUCGUUUGGGCUUGGGACAGGAGUCAGCUGUUGACUCAAAUAUUGCUGCUUUUAGAAAAUCUUCGCAAGCUAGACUUCUUUGCUUUGUGGUGACAGCAAUCGCGAAACUUGCAACGUGCCACAAUGAGCUACUUCCAAGGGCUCGAGUGUCAUUAGCUAAGGUGGCUCGUUCUCGAAACUCAGACAGGAGGGUCUGGAGACGUGCUAGUGAUUAUUUGGGACUAAUGAGUGAACCAGCAAUCUGCUUGUCUGUUUUGGGAUCCUCAACAAGGCAUGUCAAUGGUCCUGGCAUUGUCAAUUGGAGUGAAGGAGGAUCGAAGAUGAUUGCUCAUAUUCCAUUUUACAUUCUUAACGAACAAGAAGGUCCGCCCUUUCAUGACUUUUCCUUCUUUGAUGUCUUUCCAAGAGUAUGAGAUAUAAUGUUCUGGAAAGGUGUCAGUAAAUAUUUGUAUGACCUUGAAUCGGUGAGGGGCUAGAACAGAGUGGACUACGUCUGCAAAUUAUGAUGGCAGAAACAAUGUUAAGAAUUUUACGGUGCACAAAAAUGACAAGAUAUCCUCUACAAUCUUCCAGAGAUGCAAUUUUCAUUCCCAAGGAAUUGAGGAAGGCUCCUCUGAAAUAACUAAAUGUGUGCUUCAUUCUUCUUUGACUGGCAAUCUUGAUGUCAUAUUUGCUUUGUCCCAUCAGCUGGCAGGUGGUUGGCACGGCCCUGUAUCUGCCCAUCAAUGAUGUCUAUUUGAGGCAACUAAAGCAUGGUUGCAGAAUGAGAGAGGAGCUCCAGAAACUGUACAAAAGGGUCAAUAAGUCAAAAUGGCCUUGGUCAAUAGAUCUUUGAAUAUAAAAAAAUGUGUGACAUGUAAAACAGAUUUCGUUAUGGUUUCUAAAAAUAAUUUUUCUGGGAGACUGAAAUAAAAUGCAAACAUCUGUAUUCUUAUCAUAUUCAACAUAUUAAGAUUUCUGAUGACAUCUUUUGUAUGGACAUUUAAUAUUGCUAUGUUUCACUAGCGGCAAUUAUUGAUUUAAUCUAUUCCAACGUUAAAGCA